Molecule: messenger RNA, 741 nt
Organism: Drosophila busckii
Lineage: Eukaryota; Metazoa; Arthropoda; Insecta; Diptera; Drosophilidae
Gene: Fis1
Product: mitochondrial fission 1 protein
Exons: 7
Coding region: 106-570 (154 amino acids)
Biological process (GO): peroxisome fission; mitochondrial fission; mitochondrial fragmentation involved in apoptotic process
Cellular component (GO): peroxisomal membrane; mitochondrial outer membrane
Molecular function (GO): protein binding
Source: RefSeq, a predicted model, not a curated record
UUUUUUUUCCAAGCGAUGAGAGAGGAAAGUUUUUAUUAAAUGUGAAAAUGUUGUCAAGUGAAACAUAAAUGCAUCAAAUGUUAGAUUGGCUUGUAACUGAAAACAAUGGAAGAUUUGCUAAACGAAGUUGUGCCACAGGAGGAUUUAGAGAGGUUUGAACGAAAAUAUCAUCACGAACUUGAGCUAGAUGGAGAGGUCACAACAGAGACAAAAUUUGAAUACGCAUUUUGUUUGGUACGGAGUCGUUACACAAAUGACAUUAGAAAGGGGAUAAUGAUUUUGGAGGAGCUAGCACGUGUACAUCCUGAUGGACGUCGUGAUUACAUAUAUUAUCUUGCUUUUGGAAAUGCGCGUAUCAAAAGUUAUUCAGAGGGUUUGAAAUACUGCAGAGCUUUUCUUGAAAUCGAGUCAAAUGACCAAGUGCGCUCGUUAGAGGAAUAUAUUAAAAAGCAAAGCGAUAAAGAGGUGGCAAAGGGGAUGGCAGUUGCAGGAGGUGCUGCUCUUGUAUUUGGAGGAAUUCUGGGACUUGGAAUAGCGUUGGCCAGAAAUAAACAAAAGCGCGAAAAAUAGUGUAAAAACGCUGCGAUAAAAUAGAGUUCUUUGUGGCAGCCAAUUUCCUUCCGAAUUAUACACAUCUAUCUACAUAUGUACUUCACGAUGCGGACAUGGGUUAGGAAAAUUGCAGCCCAUUACGAAAUAUCCAUUUUAUUCCAGAAUUUUAUAAAUAUGUUUUUUCUUGUA